GGGUAUAUAAAUAGACAGGUAAGCCAUAUAUUCAUAUUGGAAGAGUAAACUCGAUGGUAAAGAUGACUGUGACACACCACGAUAGGAUUGAAAAAGAUGGAUUCACUAUAGUGAGAGGAAUCCUUACCCCGGAUCAAAUAUCAUACUACAAAAGGGCCUCGCAGGAAGUGGUUGAUUACGCCAGAGAAGGGAAAUGGCCGCAUGUUAGAACCAGAGGGAAACAAUUCCCACCUUGGCCUAAGAACUUUAGUCCUGAUAUUUGGGGGAUCAGUGGUUUGCUUAACCCUGACUUAAAAGAAUUACUGAAGCCAUUUCAAGAGUGCUAUUGUUUAAAGCCAUUAUUGGACGUUGCAAGUGAUAUUCUACAAACCACUAAUGAAGAAUUGUCGAUGGAACUAUUCAAUAUGCUAAUCAAUCCGUUGACUGAUUUUGAUUUAGAAUGGCAUCGAGACUAUAUACGCCCCGAAGCCCCAGAAGAAGAAGAAAAAACCGAGUUAUUGAAAGACCCAUACGCUGGAACCCAAUUUAAUUUGGCUCUUACUGAAGACAAGUGUCUAAUUGUUGUGCCUGGAUCUCAUAAAAGAGUUAGAACACCAGAAGAACGCACCAAAACAUCUAACGAUAAUCGCAAAGAGUUUAUUUCAAAUCAAUUAUUAGUCGAAUUACAUCCUGGAGAUGUAGUUUUCUACAAUAGUAAUAUUUUACAUCGUGCAACCUACUCCGCUGCUGACCUAAGAUUAACCUUACACGGAUCGUAUGGGCAUUCUUUACAUGGUAAAACUAGAGCAAAGGGUGUUUUACAACAUGGGGUAGCCGAAUGGUUACCGAGAUUUCAGCCAACCCAACCACAAUUGGUCCAAAUGCGCAGCCACUUGGAGGCCACUUGCAAAGAGUUUGAAGGAGUCAACUUGGGCUACUCGCUUGACGGAUGAUCAAUUAAAUCAAUAUAAAUCAAUAUAAAUCAAUUAAAUCAGUAAAAACCCAUAUAUCGUAAAUCCGAACCUGUAUCUAACUGUAUAAAACGAAUUAUACGGACUCGGAGUGGAGUGACGCACAACCGCACACCGAGGACAUAA
Messenger RNA from Hyphopichia burtonii NRRL Y-1933, 1076 nucleotides. RefSeq lists its product as uncharacterized. Bases 63 to 932 code for a protein of 289 amino acids. The transcript has a single exon. NCBI's taxonomy places the organism in Eukaryota, Fungi, Ascomycota, Pichiomycetes, Serinales, Debaryomycetaceae. The record is from RefSeq and is a predicted model, not a curated record.